UUCGAGUUGUGGUUUCGUUCACAUAGUGUUUGAGUGGAAUCUCAAAAGAAUUUAAGUGUUAUUGUGAAUUGUUUACAAAUGUUGUCUUCUGUUAUAUCAAUGUUUUUUCAACAAAUAUACAAAGUGGAAGAUUCUUAACGGUUAUUUGAAUAAUAAAUAAAUAAAUAAUUUGUUAAAAUGACCAGUGGAAAAGAAAAUAUCGAUUGGGGUGAGGAUUUCGACGAGACGAUUUACAAAAGUUGCUUUGCUCGUUCAGUGGCAGUGAAUUCACAAUAUAAACAAUUGAAAACAUCGGAACAGCUGCAACCAGAGGAAAAAGAUUCUUCCCAGGAGGAGUUUAAAAGAUUAUCUGGUCGACCGUUACUAUUAACUCAACCUAUAGUUGAGGAAAUUAAAGUGAGAAAGAAUUCUGGAGAUGAUAACCGACGGUUGUCCUACAGUAGUGUUAGCAACAGUAGAAGAACUUCCAUUUGUUCAAGUCGAAUUUCAGAAAUUCCUGUCGAAAAUAUCGUCCAACAAUCGAAAGUGAGCACUUUACAAUGGCAAUUAAAAGAAGUGGAGAAGAGUCGAGAAAUGUACAAAGCAGUGAUGAAACAAGUUGUGUCCUUUCUGGAAAAGGCACAUCGAAGUUUAGAACUUUUAGGAAGUAGAUUGAACUCAAAACAGACAGUACCCAGGUCGAAAAGUGAACACCAAAUAGUUGUGGCUCAAAAUGGUUCAGAUACACUCAACUCCAACGACGAUUAUUCAAUGUUCAGAGAUUUCACAUGGAGGCGUCCGAAGAAACCCGAAGUAUCCUCCGAAGAGAUUCCUCCAGAGAAAUUGUCCCAAGAAGCAUUUCGGCUCCUCCGAACCGCUCAAUCCCUUUUGAACACUCAAGAGCCGAAACUUGCGACCGAUCCACCAGACGAUUUAGAAUUUUUAGCCCAGUUGGCAAAAGAAUUUCCCCAAACACCUGACACAAAACCGCAAAGAACAACGUCAUUUUCUCUCAGCCCCAAACUUCUAGUUCCUGAAAGAGAAACCAGAAUUGCGACCGCUUUUAACCGAAAACUGUCUCUCCAACUCAACGAAACAAGACGAACCUCUUUCAAAUAUUCUCCACGAAAUAGUGUAAUAGAAACACCACUUUUGUCCUCAACACUCAACGAGCACAUUAUUUUAAAUAACGAUAAACUGAAAUCGGAAAAAUCUAAUUCACCACCUGCUGGCAGUAUCAGUUCUGUUGAAGAUGAAAGUGGCUUUUCUUCGAUGAAUUCGUUUCAAGAUGUUGGACUACCAGUUGUAGGGGACGAAGUUACAGCAAAAAAUGUUUUAUUAAGGAGUAUGUUGCAUAAUAAUGUGGAGACUUCUGACAAAAAUGGAAAUAUAGAAGACGAUGUGAAAUUGUGGCAGAAACCUGAAAAUGUUUCGCACAAACGAUGGAGUUCAACGCCUGUUAAUAAUACCAAACAGUCACUGAAUGUAUUAUGGGUUUAGUGCUUUAAAUAUUUGCCAUUUAUGUAUUUAUUUGUGUAUGCUGUUAAGUAAAAAUGUGAUAAAUUACAAAAUUUGCUGAAUUAUAUUGACAAUAAUGUCAUUGUUUGCAAUAUGUGCUUUGAAUUUUCAAUUUUUGGCUCUAUUUUUAAUUCCUCUAAUUACUAUUGCAUAAAGUAGAUGAAUUAAACUAUUAUUAUAAAUGUUAUUAGGCUAUAAUUAUAUUAGUUUGUAAAAUUUUCUGUGGUUACUUAAUUUAUUGCAUUUACAAGUAAUUUUGCCAAAAAUGAAUGUUAAAUGCAUUUGCAAUGUUUAUAAUGAAAAUAAUUACAAAUAUUUCUUAAAUUUA
Molecule: messenger RNA, 1825 nt
Organism: Tribolium madens (black flour beetle)
Lineage: Eukaryota; Metazoa; Arthropoda; Insecta; Coleoptera; Tenebrionidae
Exons: 3
Coding region: 178-1479 (433 amino acids)
Source: RefSeq, a predicted model, not a curated record